GAGGAGCUCAGAGCAUCAUGGGGCCCCCAGUAGUCUAGAAUAACUAAGGGAUCUGGAUCACCUGAGCCUCCUGAACUGAGCUGCUCGAACCAACGAUACUAGGACCACAAACAAAACAAAACUUUUGGCAGCUUGGUUAUUUUUGUGGAGGGACCACAGGAGUUGUGUCGGGUCGGUCUGGUUUAUUUCAGUCUCCAGUGUCCUCAGCAGGACGGAGAAGGAUGAGAAAGUUUAUUUAUCAUUUUAUGCUUUGUUUCAUUUGCCUCUUUUUCCUGAUCAGAUGUUUACGCUCCACAGCACCUUGGCUUCAGGUGUAAUACCACAGCUAUGCUGUAGCCAUUGUAGACUAGCAGUCACCCAUGUAAAGACAGUCAUUGUACCACAAGUCCCUUUGCAAUUGGUACAUACAGUCCACUAAAACAGUUGAUCCUGUGUGGAAUCUUAAUGCUUCACAGCCUGAUGGCGCCGCACCGUUUAAACGCCCACACCCUGGUUCAUGAUCCAGGCAGCAAGAUGUUUUCCCAUGUUAAUCUGACAUGGGGUUGGGCCUGGCAGGAGUAUACUAAUCCACCCGAGUGCUGCUGCCGGUGUGGUUUCACUGUCCGCACACCUGCCACUGUGAGAGACAACGAGAUGGCAGCGGAGAAUAAAGACCCCGUCUUUAAGGAUGUGGACCUCCAGAGUAAGACCAACAACACUGAACACCACACCAGUGUAAUCUCAGUGGCUCAGCUGAUCGUGAGGCGAGGACAGCCCUUCACUGUGACCCUUCAGCUCACACAGCCGUUCAAUCCUGGUCUCCACCCACUCACCAUUGUCGCAGUGACUGGAUCAGCUCCGUCUGAGGACCGAGGCACAAAGUCAUCCUUUGGAAUUCCAGACGAUGUGAAGCGUUCACCAUCUGCAAAGACCUUAUGGAAGAUAGAGCUUGGCAGGAGCUCCUCUCCACAAACAGGCAUCUUGACCCUGACCAUCACCCCCCCAGCCAACACCCCCAUAGGAGAGUACACCCUGUCUGUAAGACACAGGGACAAGGAGAUGUUGCUGCCGACACUAGUGGUGCUCUUUAACCCCUGGUGUCCUGAUGACUGGGUGUUUCUGCCUGAUGAGAAGGAGAGACAAGAGUAUGUGAUGAGUGAAAAAGGAAUCAUCUACAAAGGAAGUGGACAAUACAUCUCUCCCAUGAACUGGGAUUUUGGACAGUUUGAGAACAACACAGUGAACAUUUGUAUGAAGAUACUGGACCUCAACCACAAACACCUGAAAGAUCCAGCUGACGAUGUCUCUGCUCGUUGUAACCCCAUCUACGUCAGCCGCGUGAUCAGCGCCAUGAUUAACUGUGAAGAUGACAAUGGUGUUUUGGAGGGAAACUGGGGAAAUUCAUUCUGGGGCGGGGUCACACCAUCUCAAUGGAACGGCAGCUACGCCAUCCUGAAGCAGUGGUUCGACAUUGGCUGCCACCCGGUCAAGUUUGGACAGUGCUGGGUGUUUGCUGGUGUGAUGUGUUCAGUGAUGCGUUUGCUGGGCAUCCCCUGCCGGGUGGUGACCAACUUCCAGUCAGCCCACGACACCAACGGUAAUCUAACUAUCGAUGUGUACCACUCAGACUAUGGUGUCAGAGAGAAAGAAUCCAGUGACAGUGUUUGGAACUUCCAUGUGUGGGUGGAGGGGUGGAUGAAGCGGCCAGACCUGACAAAAGAUGGCAAAUAUGAUGGCUGGCAGGUGCUGGAUCCAACUCCGCAGGAGAAGAGCGAUGGUGCUUACUGCUGCGGUCCAGCCCCAGUCAAAGCCAUCCUGAAUGGAGACACCAAAGUCAAAUAUGACGUCCCAUUUGUCUUUGCUGAGGUCAAUGCCGACCGUAUUGACUGGCUGAUAAAAGCCGACGGUUCAAAAGUGAAUAUCUUCAUUGACGCUGUGAGUGUCGGUCAGAAUAUAUCCACCAAGUCUGUGGGCUCCAACAAGAGGAUGAACAUCACCGACACCUACAAAUACAGGGAGGGAUCAGAGGAGGAGAGGGCUGCCUUUAAACGUGCUGUCGACAACAUCCCCUCCACAGCUGAGGAGAAUGAGGAGAAACCAGAGAAUGGAGAGAGGGAGGACAAAGUGAUAAUGCGAUAUGAAGAGGUGUCCAAACCGAUGAAUGGUCAGGAUGUGAGCCUGAAGCUGGUGCUGCACACUGAGGGCAGCGAUGCCAGGCUGCUGUCCAUCAACAUCAGCGUCCAGGCCAUGAUGUACAACGGCUCACCAGCUGUGACUAUCCAGAAUGAGGUGAAGGAGGAGGCUCUGCAGCCUGGGAAAGAUCUGUCCGUCCCUAUCCUGGUCCCUUUCUCAACCUAUUGGAAGCACAUGUUGCAGUGUAACAGCAUGAAGAUUUCAGCCUUGGUCACAGACAAACUCAGGCCUGAGUGCACAUACCUGGCUGUGGAUGAUGUUGUACUGAUGAACCCUCCCAUCUCCGUGACUGUUUCUGGUCAGACCAGAUUGAAUCGUGAGGCAAGUGGGGAAGUGGUUUUCAUGAACCCAGUCAACGAGACACUGAAGGACUGCAACCUGACUGUCACUGGAAGUGGACUACUAGAUGAAGAGAUUAAUGAAAAUCUUCCAGACCUGCGGCCAAACAACCGAGUACGUAUCAAGUUCUUCUUUGUUCCGUACAAGAGCGGAGAGAAGAUUCUCAUGGCCAACUUCACCUGCUCUGUCUUCAGAGACGUCAAGGGCAGCUGCACCAUCACUGUCAGAGAGUAGAUUCUCAGUGUUGCUGAGUAACCAUCAUGCUCUUUUACUCACAAACAACAUAUCAGAGAUGUUUGUUUUUUUCAUGUGAAGAAAUCCUUGAUGGUUUAAGAAAUCACUCUUUACAGGAUUAUACUUGUACAGCGCUUUUCUAUGCAUUGCAGCACACUCAGAGCUCUUUCACACUAUUUGGCC
Messenger RNA from Monopterus albus (swamp eel), 2928 nucleotides. RefSeq names its product transglutaminase 8 (gene tgm8). Gene Ontology annotation, molecular function: protein-glutamine gamma-glutamyltransferase activity. Gene Ontology annotation, cellular component: mitochondrion. NCBI's taxonomy places the organism in Eukaryota, Metazoa, Chordata, Actinopteri, Synbranchiformes, Synbranchidae. The coding region runs from base 445 to 2745 and encodes 766 amino acids. The transcript is spliced from 15 exons. The record is from RefSeq and is a predicted model, not a curated record. Gene Ontology annotation, biological process: peptide cross-linking.